Durotheca rogersii is the source of this 1986-nucleotide messenger RNA. RefSeq lists its product as uncharacterized. NCBI's taxonomy places the organism in Eukaryota, Fungi, Ascomycota, Sordariomycetes, Xylariales, Xylariaceae. The transcript is spliced from 4 exons. The record is from RefSeq and is a predicted model, not a curated record. Bases 286 to 1845 code for a protein of 519 amino acids.
CAGUUACGUAGGCCAUGGUACGGGUUCUGCUAUAAGAUCGAUUAGAUGUUGAAGCGAAGGCACGGCGCUUACGCUGCUAAACUUUCGACUUGUGUAAAGCUCAUCAGGAUGGUCGUCUCGACGCUAUCGAAUAAUCCCCGUCAUCGCAUUUAGCCUCUUUGUUGGCCAAGCUCAUCCGCAUUCACCGUCUCUCCGCCGCGUCGGCCUAUCAACUGCUUAGUUCUAAGUUGAGGUUCGUUACUAGACCGAAAAGAACAUUCCAAAUAAUACUAGUAAAAACCAAGAAUGUUGGCAGAUCCGACGGUAUCGAUUCUUGGCAGCGACCCGGCGCACCGGAACUGCGUGCUGAACGGGAACGCGUUCCAGCAGGACGCUAUCCGGUCGUUCGGUGGCUGGCAGUACGCGUGCUUCUAUAGCUCUCUUGCGUCGUCGGAUGGUGACGUCGGCAAGAGAGAGCCGCUGUACGUGCACGUGUCACGCAGGAAGCUACCGGGGGGGCCCUGGGAGACACUGGUCCUUAAGGACUAUCCACAGACGACCGACGACGGCCACAACACAGUCCAGCUCGGUAUCUGCCCUGGCGACGGCACCAUACACCUCUCGUACGACCAUCACUGUGACGUGAUACGCUAUCGCUACUCCCAGACAGGCGUGGCUCACGAUCCGGAGGCCUUCUCGUGGGACGCAGCGCUCUUCGGGGGCCACCUCUCGCGGCUCCCAGGCCUCGGGCCGGAGCACGACCAGCUCUUCAGCUAUGUGACGUACCCGCGGUUCUUACCCCUCGGGCCGAACCUGCUGUUCUCGUUCCGCACGGGCAAGGCCGGGCUUGGCGACGACCAUCUCUGCUCAUACGAGCCGCAAUCCCCGGCUAGCAGCAGCGCCAACACCACCACCGACCUCGCUGCCACCCCUGUUGGUGUCACUGCAGACGCCCGACUCAGAAAUACCAGCAGCGGCGACGACGGCGGAGGCAGCGGGAACCGCCCCGUCUACGCCUACACGCUUCUCGGCACGCACCUGCAGGGCGUGUCGAACAACCCGUACGUGCACGGGCUGGAUUAUCGCGGCGGGCAAUUGCACGCGACGUGGGUGUGGCGGGGAUUCGUGUGGUACGCGGGGUGGGACGACGCGCGGGACGAGCAACAUAAGGCGCAGGCGGGGCCGAACUCGGCGGCCAACAACUACGACAUCUGUCACGCGUACUCGGACGACGGCGGGCGGACGUGGCGCAACGGCGCCGGGUACGUCGUCGCCGACCUGCGCCGCGGCCAGAGCGUCCGCCCCGACGCCCCCGGCAUCACCGCCUUCGCCAUCCCCAAGGCCAUGGGCCUGGCCAACCAAGAGGCCCAGGCCCUUGACCGCGCCGGCGGCGUCCACGUCCUUAACCGCGACGCCACCGACGGCACGCUCCGGUGGAAGCAUUAUUACCGGUCACCGGAAGGCACCUGGUCCCAGCGCCCCCUGCCUUACGUCUGCGCCGUCGUGGGAGGCCGCCGGGGCCGGCUCGCCGUGAGCCGCGACGACGCGCUGUACCUGAUUCUCCCCGAGGCUUCGUCCUCCGCGGCCCCAGACGGCCUGAACGCGCCCAUGGGCCUCACUAUCCUCCGCACGACCAAGGCCGACGGCUAUGCGCAGUACGAGCGCGUCUGGCAGCGGGCGGCGGCGCUCGCAGGCGGCGAGCCGCUUGUCGACACCGGGCGCCUCGAGGAUGAAGACGUGUUGUCCGUGUUCACGCGGAUCCAUACCGGCAGCGGCGCAUUGAGGAUGGAAGUAGGGAAAGGUGUGGCAACGGGCGAGGGGGAGACAGAGGGGGUUGCCGUUGCAGUUUUAGAUUUCCAGUUGUAAGCGGGAGGGGCGGUUAAGAGGGAUAGUUCGGCGCUCAGAUAGAGGGCGAGGAGAUGCAGCCUGAUCGUAGUGUAUCGCAGCGCUAUAGACUAGGCAUAUAACAGGGGUUGGUUAGUUAGAGGUGAAACGUUGGAUUUACCA